Molecule: messenger RNA, 1544 nt
Organism: Hordeum vulgare subsp. vulgare (domesticated barley)
Lineage: Eukaryota; Viridiplantae; Streptophyta; Magnoliopsida; Poales; Poaceae
Exons: 4
Coding region: 92-1249 (385 amino acids)
Biological process (GO): base-excision repair
Molecular function (GO): DNA-3-methyladenine glycosylase activity
Source: RefSeq, a predicted model, not a curated record
GCAGCACAAUCCACCGCAGUCCUCAUAUCUCACAGCUACAGCUCAAAGCGCCCUCAACCACGCCUCUAACCCAGACAGCCUCCCAGGCAAAAUGUGUAACUCCAACGUCAAGUCGUCCGGCGUCGCUCAGAUCGACGGCCGCCCGGUCCUGCAGCCGGCCGGCAACCGCGUCGCGGCGCCGGAAGGUGCCAAGCCGCUCAAGAAGUCCCUCCAGAAGUCGCUCUCGAUGCCUGCUUCGUAUGACAAUGCCGCCGCCGCCGCCACCUGCACGGCAGCGCCCAAGAGCACCGGCGCCAGCGACUUGGCCCGCGCGGCGGCCGCGACGCCUUGCCUCCUGCCGCCGACCCCGGCGAAGGCAGCGGGAGCCAAGUUGGCGGGCGCCAGGGCGGCGGCGGCCAUGGGCGCGGAAAAGAACCGGAAGCAGGCGGCCAAGAAGAGCGGCGCCGUGCUGCCGGUGGUGACGUUCGCGGCGCUGGAGGCGUUCGAGCUCGCCGGCCCCGCCGGGAGCAUCGCGGCGGCGCAGCGGGAGCACGUCACGCAGGCGCAGGCGCAGCGCAAGAUGCGGAUCGCGCACUACGGCCGCACCGCGUCCUUCUCCCGCGUCGAGGGCAAGGUCGGGGCCACCGCCACCGCCACCGCCACCGCCACCGCCACCGCCACCGCCGCAAUGGAGGAGAAGCGGUGCAGCUUCAUCACGGCCUACUCGGACCCCGUGUAUGUCGUCUACCACGACGAGGAGUGGGGACUGCCCGUGCACGAGGACGAGUUGCUGUUCGAGAUGCUGACGCUGUCCGGCGUGCAGGUCGGGGCCGACUGGGCUUCGAUCCUCAGGAGGAGGCACAUCUACAGGGAGGCAUUCUCCGGUUUCGACGUGGACGCGGUCGCCAAGUACACCGAGAAGCAGAUGGCGUCGUUGAGCGCCGGGUAUGGGCUGGAUUUGGGCACCAUCAGAGGCGCCGUCAACAACGCCUGCCGCAUUCUCGAGGUGAGGAGGGACUUCGGGUCGUUCGGGAAGUACGUGUGGGGGUUCGUGAACCACAAGCCGCUGUCGCCGGGGUACAAAUACAGCCGGAAGAUCCCGGUGAAGACGUCCAAGUCGGAGUCCAUCAGCAAGGACAUGGUCCGGCGAGGCUUCCGGUUCGUCGGCCCAACCGUGCUCCACUCCUUCAUGCAGGCCGUCGGGCUCACCAACGACCACCUCGUCUCCUGCCCUCGCCACCGCGUCUGCUCCUCCUCCGCCUCCGCCUAAUCCAUCCAUCCAUCCAUCUGACGGCCGGCCACAAAAAGAGAAAAAAGAAGAUGUCCAAGAGACAGACGAUACGUACGAGAUAGCCUCAGCCAUCGACUCAAGUACGUAACGUACGUGGUAGUUAUACGAGACGUGUGUGUAUGUGUGUGUGCUCGGUCGGUGCGCGUAGAUUAACUGCGUGCCGCCCCUAAUUAGCUUGCUUGGUAAUCACUGCCGGUUCAUUUGGUACGUGCGUGCAUGUAAUCGGGUGCUGCCACUGCUUGGUGUAUAGUCAUUUUGUGUGAUUGAUCGGAUC